This is a messenger RNA of Lactuca virosa, 531 nucleotides long. NCBI's taxonomy places the organism in Eukaryota, Viridiplantae, Streptophyta, Magnoliopsida, Asterales, Asteraceae. The record is from the annotation of a GenBank genome assembly.
AUGCACAUAUUAUUCCCGACCGCCCUAGGACUCCUCGAUCUUAGACUAAUUAUACACUUAAGAUGGAGAUACUCUCGUGGUUUCUCACAAACAUGGCGGCAGCUCCUCCAAAUUCCGUCCAAUGCUUCGGCCGGAAGAAAGACGGCGGUUGCCGUAACUCACUGCAAGGCUGGUCGUGGCCUAAUCAAAAUCAACGGUGUCCCAAUCGAGCUUGUUCAGCCUGAAAUCCUCCGAUACAAGGCGUUCGAGCCGAUCCUUCUUCUUGGACGCCACAAGUUUGCUGGCGUUGACAUGAGGAUCCGCGUCAAGGGUGGAGGUCACACUUCUCAGAUCUACGCAAUCCGUCAAAGCAUCUCGAAAGCUCUCGUCGCUUACUACCAGAAAUUCGUUGAUGAAGAACAGAAGAAGGAAAUCAAAGAUAUUCUCGUGAGGUACGACAGGACUCUUCUCGUUGCUGAUCCGAGAAGGUGCGAGCCGAAGAAGUUCGGAGGUCGUGGUGCUCGUGCUAGGUUCCAGAAAUCAUACCGUUGA